Molecule: messenger RNA, 1365 nt
Organism: Bipolaris oryzae ATCC 44560
Lineage: Eukaryota; Fungi; Ascomycota; Dothideomycetes; Pleosporales; Pleosporaceae
Exons: 1
Coding region: 1-1365 (454 amino acids)
Molecular function (GO): hydrolase activity
Source: RefSeq, a predicted model, not a curated record
AUGACAGUGUCUGUCGAUACCGCACCACCACAACACAAGGCCAGCCGCCCACGAUGGAUUCUCCACAUUCAAGCCCAGUUCUGGCGCGUGCUCAUGGGCAUCGGUAUGGUGCUCCAUCGUCUUGCCCGGCCAUGGCCCCCUAGACCCGCCUUCCACAGGGACAUUGACGCCACCGUGUCGCCCAUCAAGGGCAAGUUCCGCCUCAACUUCUACACACCCAAGGACUAUAAGAUGCAGAAAAAACUUAAGAGUGCCAAGAAAUACCCAGUCGUGAUCAAUUUCCAUGGUGGCGGCUUUGUUCUCGGCACAGCCCACGACGAUGCACGCUGGUGUGGCGCCGUUGUUGACCAAGUGGGAGCUGUUGUUGUCAGCGUCGAUUAUCGUCUUGCACCCGAAAAUCCAUUCCCUACUGCUGUAGAGGAUGGCGCUGAUGCGUUGCUUUGGCUGGCCCAACACGCAAGUGAGCUGAUGCUCGACUCGGACCGCUUCGCAAUCUCUGGCUUCUCAUCCGGCGGAAAUAUGAGCUUUACAGUCCCCCUGUGUCUGCAAGGCGAACUCUUCGAUCGAACCCCGUGGGGCGCAAAGAUUAUCGACCAACGAGCGGGCAACGUACCCAACGGCGUCGUCCACGCACCCCAGGCAUCUUCCCAGACCCUCACGCCACAUGGCUCGCGCAUCAACCUCAUCCGCCAGCAAUCACGCCUCGAUCGAAUUGCCAUGCUCCGCCAGACGGGUGCCUCGUCGUUAUCCCUCGUCACCUCGUACAAAGACAGCUCGGGAGUGUCAGUCAUGACAGAAGGAACCAAUGCCGUUCUCAAGAUUAGAGGAAUAGUCUCCUUCUAUCCCCCAACCGACUACACACAGACGCGCGCACAGCGCAGGGAAACCUGCCCGAGGGUCGACCAGAAUCUGCCUGCCGUCUUCACUGACCUCUUCGACGACUCCUACCUCCAACCGCCCUCGCUUGACCUCUCGCACCCGUGGUUGAGUCCCGGUGUAGCACCAACCCACAUGCUCGAAGCUUUGCCCGAUGACAUUGUACUCUUCUGCUGUGAGUGGGAUAUGCUUCAAGCCGAAGGCGAACGGUUCCGCGACCGCCUUCAAAAAGAUCUCGGCAAGCGCGUCCACUACCACUGUGUACCAGGAGUGCCGCAUGCUUGGGACAAGGCGCCAAACCCUCUUAAAGAAAGCGCUAGCGCAAAGGAGCAGUAUUCGAUUGCUUGUCAAGAACUCCGGCGCAUGUUCGACAUGGAAGAGGAAGUUGAAGAGACCCCGUCACAUUCAUUCGACACUAUGUCACUGAGAAAGUAUCAUACAGCCGUCAAUGUGGACAGAAUGAGGCAGCAGGCUCACGAGCAUGUAUAA